AUGCUUUCAGAAGUCUUAUCUUAUCAAAAUGAUACAAUCCGUGCUACAAGCAGUAGUGUAGAAACUAUAGAUAAGCUUCCUAGGCAAUGUUUAUGCGCUUGUUCCGUUAUAAUUUCAAAUAACAGACUUUCUUCAUUGAAAGGAAUCCAUCAAUUAAAGAAUAUUUCAUAUCUUAAUAUCGAAAACAAUAAAAUUUCUACAAUUAAUGCACUCGAACCAUUAUCUCGCUGCCAUAAUUUAAAAAAUAUUGUUAUUAGAGGGAAUCCUAUUUGUAAUUUUCCAUUAUUUUACCCAUAUUUACUUUCAAUUGUCCCUUCUCUUGAGUUAAUUAAUGGUAAACCUAUAUCAGAUUUAGAAUUUUCUCCAAUAUAUGUUAAAAUUCAAAUUAAUCUAGAGCAAACAAUGCUAUUACAUUUAGAAUCCAUAAAUAACAUUCUAUCUGCUCUAAAGUUAUCAAAAGUUUCUGGAAUUUCUCCUGAUAUUUCAAUUGAUUUAAUUUCACACGAGAAAGAUUUAAUAAAUACGAUCAGAUCAAAUAAUUUUAACAUUUCAUUCAAACAAUACUUUUCACAUUUAAGAGAAUUGAUUCUCAAUUAUCACAAAACUCUCAAUAAAUACGCAAUACAGUGCAAACUUCCGAAUAAGCAUAUAAACAGUCACAAAGAGCUAAUACAGCUAUGUAAUUCAACAUAUGACAUUGAAAGUCUCCUAGAUCUACUCCAAAAGUUGAACGAGACCUCUUUUGAAUUUGUUACGCAAGAAACAGAAAAUGACGAAACUACAGAAACCAAAGCCACCAUUUCAUCUGAAAAAGCACCAGAAAAUUCCGAUAAUUUUCAAUCAACAAAGUCAGAAACGAAACAGGAACAAAUUUCAGACAGCGAAGGAUCAUUUGUUGACGAAAAGCCGCUCAAUCUCUUUCAGAACAACAACUGCAGCAGCGAGAAGAAGGAUGAAGACACUUUAGUUUCGAACGACAUUGCUUCUGAUGAAGAAAAGCCAAAUCUAAACACAAGUGUCCAAUCAGAGGACAAAUCAAAGGAAGAGCCAAAGAAAUUUGAUGAGUACAAUUCGAUUGACAACGACCAAGCAUCAGAUGAAGACAAAACAAUGAACUCUGAGUCAGAAGCAACAGAAAUUAAAAGACAUUCAAGCGUAACUUUUCUUAGUAACUCCAACCUUCUCCUCCAUAAGGAUGACACUGUUUUCGAUGCCUCGCAAGGUGAAAAUCUGACAUCAACAACGAUCCUUAUUAAAAAUGACACAGAAAACAGCGAUGCAAGCGAUUUCGACGGAAAUCCGCAGACAAAAACUGAAAGAAAAACUUCUCUCCUUGUCCAAUCCAGUGAAUUCCUGGCUUCACGUGGAGAGUCAAUGGAUUCUAACCAGUCACCACUCCAAUUAACCCGACCUGCUGGUUUGUCUGAGAGUAUUUACUCCGAUUUCGAAAAGCCAAAAGCAGAAAAGGACAAUCACCAGCCACAAAAAGCCCUGCUGAUGACAAAUGAUGCAAAUUUCGAAGGAGACUGCGGAGAAUCUCUCGUCGAAAGAAAAGCUGCAGAAGUGUUAGUAUACGACAGUGAUUCUGUAAGUGCAUUUCCAGGUGGAGAUGAGAUCGCCCUGUUAAAUGAUUUGUCAAGGUAUUUUGCAAAAUGGAAAGUUAGAUUGUCCAAUUUGGAAAGAAAGAGAAAAAACGAGAUAAUAUCAGAAGCACUAAAACUAUUCAUAGAAAAAGAAGAAAUUCAGGAAAAAAUUGAACUCCAAAAAUUGAAAAAUUUGAAUUUAUCAAAAGAAGUUACAUCAAUCAAAGACAAGAUAUCAGAACUUCGCUCAUCAGGUGCCUUCUCACAGAAAUCAACAACAUCACGCCGUUCGUUUUUCAUUUCUUCUCCAACAAAAAAAUAA
Trichomonas vaginalis G3 is the source of this 1905-nucleotide messenger RNA. Its product is annotated as U2 small nuclear ribonucleoprotein A' family. The transcript has a single exon. Bases 1 to 1905 code for a protein of 634 amino acids. Gene Ontology annotation, molecular function: protein binding; U2 snRNA binding. Lineage: Eukaryota; Parabasalia; Trichomonadida; Trichomonadidae. Gene Ontology annotation, biological process: mRNA splicing, via spliceosome. The record is from RefSeq and is a predicted model, not a curated record.